Messenger RNA from Theobroma cacao (cacao), 456 nucleotides. RefSeq lists its product as uncharacterized. Lineage: Eukaryota; Viridiplantae; Streptophyta; Magnoliopsida; Malvales; Malvaceae. The record is from RefSeq and is a predicted model, not a curated record.
AUGCCUUUAUCUAUUGCUAGAAAACUUGGAUUUCAAGAGAUACAACCCACUACAGUUACCUUGCAAUUAGCAGACAGAACAAUUAGGCACCCAGUUGGGAUUAUAGAGGAUGUUUUGCUUAAAGUUGGGCAUUUAUACAUUCUAGUGGACUUCAUUGUGCUCGAGGUUGAAGAUGAUGUUGAAAUUCCUUUUAUUUUGGGAAAACCAUUCUUAGCUACAGUUGGAGCAAUUAUUGAUGUGAAAAAGGGCAAAAUAACAUUCAGAGUUGGAGAGGAGGAAGUGGUAUUUAAUUUGUUCAAUGCAACUCAGUAUCCCUAUACAGAUAGUUGCUAUAAACUGGAUUCAGUCAAUGAGGGUAAAGGUAAGCCUAUUUCACCACCUUCAACAACGCAGGUGCUAACUCUUAAGACAAAACCACCACCACUUUCUAGCUAUUUUGAUUUUAUGGUUGGAUAG